AAUUUUUGUGCCAAAAAACAAAAAAUUAUUAAAACAAAUUUUGUUUGAUUUUUGGAUUUAAUAAAAAAUAGAUACUUAAUUUUUCUAUAUAAUAAAUUCAACAAAAAUUAACAGGAAAGAAGAAAACAGAAUAUAUCGCAAACUUCAUUAAUAUAAAAUGUAAAAGGGUAAUAGCAACACAAACUAUAUGUUAGACUCAAAUAGGAGCAAUAUUCAAGAAGAGCUAAAAAACUUCUACAGCCAAAUGGAGAUUUCUCCUAAUCAUAGCUUUAAUAACUUAGAUACUCACAAUUUUGAAUAUUGUGCAUCAAAAAAUUAAAUGGGAUUUAGUGAAGGUGAAGGUACAAACGAAACAAAAGUAAAGAAUAUCCUAGCUCACUACUUAGAAGAAAACGAUGAAGAAAUUAGCAAGACAGAAGAUCACGCAACUGAGUCAGUAAACCAAAGCUGCUGUGACCUUAAAAAAUAGCCUGAUUAUAAUUUUCACAGUUUUUCGGAUUAAAAUUAUUAGUAUGGUAAGGAAUCGCCAUCUUCUGAUUUUCGCUUAUUUUAGCAUGAAGAUGAUAUAGCAAAUGAUCUUUCAUCUUCAGAGAAGCUUGACUUUUUCGAUAUCAAUGAAUAGACUAUAUAUAAGUAGAAGUUGAGUUAUACAACUCAAGUUGAAGACUUUAUAAUGAACUGUACACCAAAUCCAUUUUGCUUUGAAGCUUAAAAAGCUGUAGAAAAGAUAUUCUUAAAUAAAAGGAUUGAAGAAAUGAAGAAAAAAAGACUACUAACAAAGAAGCUUAUGAACAAAUAUCAAAACAAAAAAGAAAAGGACAUAUUUUUGUAGCAAAGCUAUAACUAGCUUUAUGAAGAUGUAAAAGAUAACAAAGAAGAGCCUAACAUUAGUCCACGCAAAAUAUUUUAAAAGGAAUUUAUAUAAUAAGAAGAAUAAAUAGAAGAUCUCAACAAAAACAGUAAUAGUAAUAAUAAUCCACAAUAAAUUCUGCCAAAUUUCGAUUAGUCUUCGCUAAGCAUAAACGCUAAUCAAGCAAUAGUAAUAAAUAAUAAUAUGUAAAAAAAAUAAUAACCAAAUAACAAGUUGCAAAGUAUUGAUAGUAGUAAAGAGGGGGAAAUUUUGAGAGUUUCAAAAACUCCUUGCAAAUGCAGAAAAUCUCUUUGUCUUAAACUUUACUGCGAAUGCUUUGCAAGAGGUGAAAUUUGUGGACAUGCUUGCGUUUGCUUAGAAUGUAAAAAUUCUAAAAAUCACUUAGAAUUAAGAAAUGAAGCCAUUAAGGUUAUUGAAGCCAAAAAUCCAUCAGCUUUUUUGUUUUCUAACAUUUAAGCAACAACAAAUCUUAAUAAUUAAGAUAAAAACCUUACAAAUAUGUAACUUGAAUAAUAAGACAUGGCUAUGGAUAUAAGAAGAGGUUGUAAUUGCAAAAAAUCUAAAUGCAAAAAGAAAUAUUGUGAGUGCUAUAUGAUAGGGAAAAGAUGUUCUUCACUUUGCCAAUGUUUAAAUUGCUCUAAUAAUAAUUCUCACUCACACACCAUAUCUUCUUACAGCUAGUCUCCUAUUUAGCACAAUGAUUUAUUAGACUCGAACUAAGAGUCAAAAAACAAUUCAAUAAUUAAAUUAAAACCAGUUCUAGCAAAGGAAUAGAAAAAAUUAUUUGAUAUUGUAAAUCAAGAAUAUUAGAAUAUCCAACAAGAUGACUAGUCGUUAUUGCAUACUCUUAAAGAUUCUAAUAAAUAAUAUAAAUUACAAGGAAAAAGCUAAUACCAAAAAUAGGAAUCACCUUAAUUAAUAAAAUAAAAAAAUUUUUAGAAUUAAAUACUUCCAAAAAAAACAGAAAUAUUUGCUUUUAAAGAUACAAUUCGUCAUACAGAUAAUUAAAAAGAUAAUACGACAUAUUCUUAAUUUGAAGCUAAAUAAACCACAGAUUAUAGCCAAUUGCAUUCAAGUAAAGAGAAUAAGAUUAAUUUAAAAGCUACUAAAAAGAUUAUAAAAACAAAAAAAGUUAAUCACACAAAUUAUUAUUGAUUUUCUUCCUUUUUUCAGCCUCCUCAUUCAUUCAUUAAUUGAAAAUCUACUAAAUAUAUUAAAUAAUUUAAAUGUAAAACAAAUACAAUAAUAUAAUUAUAAAAACAAACAACUAACCAGCACUCAAAUAUUAAAUUAAAACUACUUUUAUAUAUAUUAUAUAUAUUUAUAAGAAUCAUUUAAUUUUAUAUCUAUGUAUAUUUACUUACUUUCAAGUUUGAUCAAAUAAAAAAUUAUUCAAAAAACGCAAUAA
Messenger RNA from Tetrahymena thermophila SB210, 2279 nucleotides. RefSeq names its product tesmin TSO1-like CXC domain protein. Lineage: Eukaryota; Ciliophora; Oligohymenophorea; Hymenostomatida; Tetrahymenidae. The record is from RefSeq and is a predicted model, not a curated record. The transcript has 3 exons. Gene Ontology annotation, cellular component: nucleus. Gene Ontology annotation, biological process: regulation of DNA-templated transcription.